Messenger RNA from Epinephelus lanceolatus (giant grouper), 3257 nucleotides. It is a transcript of the gene map4k1, whose product is annotated as mitogen-activated protein kinase kinase kinase kinase 1. Gene Ontology annotation, biological process: intracellular signal transduction; protein phosphorylation. Gene Ontology annotation, cellular component: cytoplasm. Gene Ontology annotation, molecular function: ATP binding; MAP kinase kinase kinase kinase activity. Lineage: Eukaryota; Metazoa; Chordata; Actinopteri; Perciformes; Serranidae. The record is from RefSeq and is a predicted model, not a curated record.
AGGAAGGUGUCAAUGUGUGUGUGAGUGUGUAUGUGUGAGUGACGGCAGCCAAGAGAGAGAGACGCAGAGACUUUUCUCAGCAGCUCACGUCCUCUGAAAGUGUAUCAAUUUUGUUGCCUGUAGAUGUAGAUGCCACAGAGUCUGUGUGAGAGUAUGUUUGAGAGAGAGAGAGGGUGUGUGUGUGUGUGUGACAUGCCUGAAGAGGAUUAUUAGCGACAUAAAUAUCGACAUGGAUUUCCAACAUCGUGCAGCUCUGGAUAUCUCCACCAGGAACCCUCAGGAUGACUUCGAGAUCCUGCUGAGAGUUGGAGGAGGAACAUACGGAGAAGUUUAUAAGGCACGUAACAAGCAGAAUGGAGAGUUGGCGGCCAUCAAAGUCAUCAAGAUGGAACCAGAGGAUGACUUUUCUAUCAUCCAGCAGGAAAUCGUCAUAGUGAAGAGCUGCAAACAUCCCAACAUAGUGGCCUAUUAUGGCAGCUACAUACGAGCCAAUAAACUGUGGAUCUGUAUGGAGUUCUGUGGAGGAGGCUCUCUGCAGGAUGUCUACCAUGUGACUGGUCCUCUGACUGAGCCACAGAUCGCCUACAUCUGCAGGGAAAUGCUGCAGGGAUUGGACUACCUGCAUGCACAGAAGAAAAUCCACAGAGACAUUAAGGGUGCCAACAUCCUCCUCAAUGAUCAGGGCGAGGUCAAACUAGCUGACUUUGGGAUCUCGGCUCAGAUCACUGCCACUCUGGCCCGGAGGAUGUCCUUCAUCGGGACGCCAUAUUGGAUGGCGCCAGAGGUGGCAGCAGUGGAAAUUAAAGGUGGCUACAAUGAACUAUGUGACAUCUGGUCCGUGGGCAUCACAGCCAUAGAGCUGGCAGAGCUACAGCCGCCACUGUUUGAUGUCCACCCACUGAGAGUCCUGUUUCUCAUGUCCAAGAGCGGCUACCAGCCUCCUAAACUGAAGGACAAGUCCAAAUGGUCCUCCAUGUUUUAUAACUUUGUAAAGGCCAUGUUGGUGAGGAACCCGAAGAAGAGACCCAGUGCCUCCAAGAUGCUCUCACACAUGUUUUUGACCCAGCAGUGUCUGAACCAGGAGCUGAUCCUGGACCUGCUGGAGAAGUUGCGACACCCUGAGAAACUGAAGACCUGCAUGGUGACGGAAGACGACGAGAUGGAGGUGGCAGUGCCUGGAUCAUUAAAGAGGAUUCAAUCUAUCAACAAACACAACCGGGCAGAGAGGACAAACUCUGACAUAAGCUUGGAACAGAUUUACACUCGGAGGCCUGUGAAGAAAGAAUCACCAAACACAACAUUAAGACCUUCAGUGGGAUCAACCGGCAGCAGCAAGAGUCCAGUGAGAGAUCAGGACACAGACUCAGACGAUGACUAUGACGACGUGGAUAUCCCUACGAUGACAGCCACCCGUCUCAUAAUGCCACCAGAUGAUACUCCGCCUCCACUUCCUCCGAAGCCCAAAGCUCGGACCAGCUCAGAGGAAAGCAUGACAGGAGAAGACGACCGGGCAAGGAAACCCUCCUCCCUGUACGCCCCCUCCCCUCUCAUCAGGACCUCCAGUGGGACCCAGGUCCGACCUGCGCUCCAACCACGAACUUCACGACACUCAGACCCUACAUCCUUCCCUGUCCAGCGGAUUGACAACCAGGCAGACCUCCUUCCCCCUGAGCUCCCCCCUAAAGGCAUACGCAGACGGCAACCACCAUCAAAGGACCCAGCUGAGUGUGUCAGCCCCGUCAUGAAGAAACCUCCUGUCUACUUUAAAAAGAUCUUCCACGGCUGCCCUCUUAAACUAAACUGCUCCACAACGUGGGAGAACCCAGCCACCAAAGACCAGCAUCUGAUCCUGGGGGCAGAGGAAGGGAUCUACACCCUGAACCUGAGCAGCUCAGAGGCCACCAUGGAGCUGUUGUAUCCAGGGAAGUGUACCUGGGUCUACACCAUCAAUAACGUCCUCAUGUCUGUUUCAGGUAAAUCAUCGCAGCUUCACUCUCAUUCACUCAAGGAGUUGUACGAACAGGCUCGGAAAGACCAGAGGAUGGUUUCCUUGCCGACGCACAGACUGCUACCAAGGAAAUGUGUAGUGACGAGUAAAAUACCUGAUACCAAAGGCUGCAAGACCUGCGCAGUUGCAGGUAGAAUGCAGCGAGGCUGUGUGUUCCUGUGCUGUGGUCUGGAGUCCAGCGUUGUGCUGCUGCAGUGGUACGAGCCCAUGCACAAGUUCAUGCUCAUUAAGCAUUUUGACUUCCCCCUGCCCAACCCUCUGCGGGUGUUUGAGAUGGUGUCCGUGCCCCAGCAGGAGUACCCGCUGGUGUGUAUCGGUGUCUCUCGCGGGUCCAGUCCCAACCUGCCUGUCAAUGUAGAAUACAUCAACCUCAACUCCAACACAUCCUGGUUCACCAACACUGGCCUGGAGAGACCUUGUCCAGAUGUAGUUCAAGUAAACCAGUUGGACAGCAGUUCACUGCUCAUCCUCCUAGAAAAGUCGGUACACAUAGUCGGUCUGGAGGGGGAGUUGAAGAGCAGCAGGUCUAUGUCCCAUGAGACCACCUUCUCUCAUGAUGUUGAGUCUAUAGUGUAUUUUGAGGAAACGCUGCUGGCAGUGUGGCGUCACGGCUGGCAGAGGAGAGGACAAGGUUUUUCUGAGGUGCUGGAAGAAACCACCGACCACAGAAAGAUCUACCGGCUGGUGCAGUCAGACAGGAUGGUGGUCUUGGAGACGCGUCAGACAGACGACCAGUCGGGGCUGUCCAACCUGUACGUCCUGGAAAUUGCUGAGAACUACGUCAUGCUGCCCUGACUCUCCUGUCUCCUGGCACAGGGCAUGAUGGGAAACUCACACUUGUGUUUGAAGAACUUUAAUCAUUAACCCUGACAGGCAUGGAUGCCACAGUAUUUUAUUUUCUAAUGGGAGGAGAGGAGAUAUAUGAGAAGGAGAGGAUUAUUGUGUUGUAGCCUCCAAUCUGGGGGAGUCUGCUCUUAUUUAUGCUGAGAUCCAGAAUCCAAAAUCCAGACAUCUGAGAAAACCCGAAGUGAACAGUGAAGGAAGGCCCUCCUCUAACACUAAAGAGGAGUAUCUCAGUCGAUCACAGCAGCAGCAGCUGCCUGCAGAGACUUAAACAUUUGGCUUCCAGAAGAUGCCGCAUACAUAAACAUAAAGGACUGGAUGGACUCAUGCUGUGUAGUUUGUAUGUUGGUGUUCAAGAUACACACUUCCUGCUGCCGUUACACUGUAAUAAAGAUAAUUAACACAA